This is a messenger RNA of Salmo salar (Atlantic salmon), 3442 nucleotides long. It is a transcript of the gene radx, whose product is annotated as RPA1 related single stranded DNA binding protein, X-linked. NCBI's taxonomy places the organism in Eukaryota, Metazoa, Chordata, Actinopteri, Salmoniformes, Salmonidae. The record is from RefSeq and is a predicted model, not a curated record. Gene Ontology annotation, molecular function: single-stranded DNA binding.
UCAUAUUUAAGCUAUAAGUGAGGUGUUUUUGUUGUGUGUUUUGUUAACAUUCAAAUGGCACAGUAGGAUUUUCCAUUAAGAAUAGAUUGUUUCAGACGGUCGGGAACGGACCAAUAAAAACCGUCUAACCAAUGACACAGCGCUGACCGGAACGCCUAUCGCAGUUCAGCCUCCCACGUCCAGACACCUCCCACUUCCGGAUACCCACGCUGGCAGUGAGCCAGACUCGACUCUUGUGAGCAGAAGAAAAACAUCCGCCAUCUUGUCUGUCAGUCGAAGUUCCCACACUGCAGUGCGGUAUUGUUGUUUUGGGUUAAACAUGGCGUCGGUGAGCUGUCCGUUACAGAGAACCUUCUCCCGCCCCGCCACCAGCCGGGUAAUCUGUCCGGAGCGGUUAUGGGUGUUGUCGGUGCAACGUUACGGGAGAGACCGAGGCUUCAGCCUCUAUUUCCCCCAGAACAUCAGCUCCUCAGACAGCCUCUACGACGCCACUCUGACAGAUGGGGACUGCAGGCUGCGUGUGACCCUUGACCCCAACCUCAACCGUCUGGUGGAGAGGAACGUGUUCCGGUGUGGCGCUCAGCUACGACAUGUUAGCUUUUCACCCGGGGAGUCUGUAGGGGAGGAGGAGGAGGAGGAGGAGGGAGGAGGAGGAGGAGGAGGAGGAGGAGGAGGAAGGAGGAGGACUUACAGGCUGGUGAGUGUGGAGGUGGCUGGUGAUGGAGGAGGGGAAGGGGGAAUGGAGGGACUGACUCCUGGGGUGGAGCCGGAGAGACUGCCAUGGUACGGAGCCCAACCAGACCCAGCCCUAACCCCAGGCCCAGUCCACCUAGAGAGGGCCCAGGCCCCCAGCUUGCUACCCCUCAGGGCCAGGAGAAGCUGCUAUCUGCCCCUCUGGAACAACCAGGACUACAGUGGACCAGCCUGGAGGGAGAAACCCAACGCGGAGGACUCAGACCAGGACGUAGAGGAUGUUCGGGCGACAGUGACGCUGGCUGAACUGCAGGAGGACUUCCUGUCCCGUAAGGGCGGUGCCACAGCGAGGAGGGGUGUGGCCAGGGGUGUGCUGGUGGUGCGAGUUCUAAACAAGUCCAGAGUGAUGUAUUAUGGGAAAUCCGACAGCAAUUGUUUAUGCCCUUAUAAGGCGCUGUUGGAGGUGUGUGACGUGUCGGGGUGUGUGUGUGUGUGUGUGUUGUGGAACAGUGUGUGUGUGUCGUGGUAUGGCAGACUGAGACCAGGUCAGGUCUUGAGAACAAGAGGCUUCAGAGUCAAGGAGAGCUACGACACGAGAGACCACCAAGAGAUAGAGAUCAGUCUGAACUCCAGGAACCCGUCAGCUGAGAUCUCUAUCGUCCCAGAAUUCUCUCUGUCUGCCGACGUCCGUUUGCUAUGUCCCUCCUACUCCUUCUGCAAUGGGAAGGAUCUCCUCAGCUGUCCCCACGGCAACAUCUGCGAUGUCAUCGGCCUGGUUGCGUUCUCUGGUCGGCCUGAAAGAAUCAGGAGCGAGGAUGGACAGGGUAAAGAGCUGUUGGAGUAUCGGUGGCUCCGAUUGGAGGACGGGACUUCUGAUCAACCAAUCAUGAUAAAGCUCUUCUCAACGUCUCAACCAGAGACGCACAACAAGAUACUCCCACUAUCUGUAGUGGUGUGUACCAGACUCCAAAUAGUCAGAGAUUCAUCCUGCUGUUACCUCACCAACACUACCUACACACAGAUCUACUGCACAGGUUCUGGCCACCACUCAGUGAUGCCCUACAGGAAGCUCCGCCCAGUGCGUCAGUUUGUCCAAUGGCUGCGGAGCGUGGAUGACAGACAGGUGCUGAGCAGGGCUGUGGUUGGUGGAUACUUCAUCUACCCGCCCCCUCCCGUCUCACUGGAUGCCUUCAUGAAGAACAGAAAAGGUGAACUUGGCCUGCUGAGGGGGGCGGAGCUUAAGUGGGAGGCGGAGCGACUUCAGUACAGAGAGAGACGCAGCUUCUGUAUCCAGGCAACCGUCACCAUGGUUACUCACUGCCGUAAAGGAAUGGAGGACCAGUGUCUAGUGUGGACAGACAGGCCUGCUGCUUUCUCCCCCCGUCUCCCUCCCUCCUCCCCUCGUCUCCCUCCCUCCUCCCCUCAUCUCUCUCCCUCCUCUCCUCGUCUCCCUCCCUCCUCCCCUCAUCUCUCUCCCUCCUCCCCUCGUCUCCCUCCCUCCUCCCCUCGUCUCCCUCCCUCCUCCCCUCGUCUCUCUCCCUCCUCCCCUCGUCUCCCUCCCUCCUCCCCUCGUCUCCCUCCCUCCUCCCCUCGUCUCUCUCCCUCCUCCCCUCGUCUCCCUCCCUCCUCCAAAUUGAGUCCCAGGCUUCUGAUGCUGAGAGGAGGGUUAGGACUCAGCAACGGUAAAUCCCCGAAGCGAAGGCUUUUCAGCAGUGCUGGACCCCCCAGGAAGAGACUGACUCUGGGGACCCAUCCAGAGGAGGAGAACGACACAGAGGGCGGUCUGUGGGAAGCCUCCAUGGAGUUCCUGGAUGAUGAAGAUGAUGAGGAUGAUGAUGAUGACGAUCAGGCCUUCCUCACGGCCCCCUCCUCUCCUGUCUCGUUGUUGGGUGGUUGUCGGCUGGGCCUGGCUCGCGUUGCCAUGGAGACGGUGCCCUUACAGUACUGCCCGGCGAGCAGGGAGCAACAGGCGAUUGCCGUGGAGAUGCAGACGGGAGAGUUCCAGGACCUUCGGUGUUGUGGAGGUCUGGAGGACUACAGCCCUACAGUGAGCUACACCCAGACUGGACACUACACUCUCACACUGAGAGCUCUAUCUGAUGGGGUGAUGGUAGAUGCAGUGUUCCUUCCUGGAAGCUCCGCCGCCAGCACCCCUUCAGGCCCCUCCCCUCCACAUGGCCCCUCCCACUCUGACCACUGGUUCACCAUCCUGACGCACGGAGGCUUUUCAGCACACACACCUCCACCUGCACCAGCGGACCUGAUCGCAACGGCCUCCCAGCUGUCCAAUCAGAGGCUGGUGUGUGUUUUGGAGGUGUGUCUUCUGGGAGGAGACAGAUUGGAGGUGGUCCUGAGUAGAGCCUUCCCUCUGAGAGACUGACCUCAUCAUCAUGCGUCAUAUUCAAGUCUAAUGGAACCUAUGUGGGAGUCAACUAAAUGUUUGUCAUUAUUCGAUCUUAGCGAAUCACACGAGUGUAAGGUGUGGCCCCGAAUCAAGAAGCGUGUGGAGCGGGAGAUGAUUGGUUAAAGAAAAGCUCAUGUCAAAACUUUUUUGCCGUUUUUCUAUUGGUUAGUGAAGACCACGUUUGGAGCUUUUGUUCACGAGACUUUCCAUGGAAGGAGGAACGAGGAAGGAGGAACGAGGAAGGAGGAACUAAAAGACUGACACACACCCUUUCUCUCUCUCUGACACACACACACACACACACACACACACCUUUCUCUCUCUCUGACACACACACACACUCAC